Thecamonas trahens ATCC 50062 is the source of this 1467-nucleotide messenger RNA. RefSeq names its product Mboat2 protein. The transcript has 2 exons. Lineage: Eukaryota; Apusomonadida; Apusomonadidae. The coding region runs from base 10 to 1422 and encodes 470 amino acids. The record is from RefSeq and is a predicted model, not a curated record. Gene Ontology annotation, cellular component: membrane. Gene Ontology annotation, molecular function: acyltransferase activity. Gene Ontology annotation, biological process: lipid modification.
CCGUGUACCAUGGAGUUCAUUGAGCAGGUGGGCAAGGCCAUCCCGUCUGUGGACAACCCACUCUUUUCUGCACUUGACGAGCAUCUCUCUGGAGUCUCUGCUGCUGUGGGCUUCCCCAUGGACCAGCUCCGCUACGUCUCGUGCCUCCUCCUCGUCUACCCGCUCGCCCUUAUUUUCCGCCUCCUGCCCAAGUCCCUCCUCAUCCGCCAGCUCUACGCCACCAUCCUGGGCUUUGCCAUGGGUCUCUACGUCUUCCGCGAGGGCAUGAUCCAUUCCUUCAUCACCGCCCUUGUCACCUACAUUCUGAUCUGCACCGUCAAGGGCAAGUCUCGUCCCAUCAUCGUGUUCAUCUUCACCCUCGGCUACAUGUGCCUUUGCCACAUCUACCGGCAGUACACCGACUACAUGGGCUGGACCCUCGACUUUACCGGCCCGCAGAUGAUUCUGACCAUCAAGCUCUCCUCGUUUGCCUACAACGUGUCGGACGGUGAGCAGCUGGACAAGUGCGACAAGGAGCAGAAGAAGUGCGCCGUGACCGAGAUGCCCUCGCUCCUCGAGUACUUUUCGUUUGUGUACUACUUUGGCGGCUUCCUCGCUGGCCCCUCGUUUGAGUUCUCCGACUACCGCGCCUUUAUGCGCCGCUCGGUCUCGGCCGAGGGCUCGCCGUCGGCCUGGGUUCCCUCGGUCACCAAGCUCCUGCUCUCGUUUGUCUUUAUGGCUGGAGUCGUUCUCGGCGGCGCGUUCGACACUCAGUUCAUGUCUACCGAGGAGUACUGGGCCCUGCCGCUCCUCCACCGCCUUGGCUACCAGUGGCUCUCGGUCACCAUGUACCGCUACAAGUACUACUUUGGCUGGUUCCUCGCCGAGGGCGGGUGCAACGCCGCCGGCUUUGGCUUUGACUCGGUUAAGGGCACCUGGGACCUCAUCACUAACGUCAAGGUGCUCGAGGUCGAGUUUGCGCCCAACGUCCGCUCGGUCAUGGCCAACUGGAACAUCGGGACGGCUGUCUGGCUCCGCCGCUACGUCUACAACCGCCUCAACCCGGAUCCGUCCAAGGGCGCUCCGUUCUACGUCCAGAUGCUCACCUACAUGACUUCGGCCUUCUGGCAUGGCUUCUACCCGGGCUACUACAUGACCUUCUCCUCCGGCGCCCUCAUGAACAAUGCCGCCCGCGGCCUGCGCAAGCUCCUCCGCCCCAAGUUUGCCGGCACCUCGCUCAAGCCGCUCUACGACGUCGCCUCCUUCCUCCUCACCGCCGUCGUCCUCAACUACACCUGCACGCCGUUUACCCUUCUGGCCUGGGACGCCUCGUGGCGCAUCUGGAAGGCCGAGCUCUUCCUCGGCCACGUCCUCACCAUCGGCUCCAUGAUUGUGGUGCCCAUGCUGAUGCCCAAGAAGAAGAAGCCGGUCAAGACCGAGUAAAUCGUCCGCUUUCUCCUCACGCGCCUUCUCCCGCCUCAGAACUUG